Messenger RNA from Nerophis lumbriciformis (worm pipefish), 4050 nucleotides. It is a transcript of the gene arhgap44a, whose product is annotated as Rho GTPase activating protein 44a. NCBI's taxonomy places the organism in Eukaryota, Metazoa, Chordata, Actinopteri, Syngnathiformes, Syngnathidae. Gene Ontology annotation, cellular component: postsynaptic density; intracellular anatomical structure; cytoplasm. Gene Ontology annotation, molecular function: protein binding; GTPase activator activity. The record is from RefSeq and is a predicted model, not a curated record. Gene Ontology annotation, biological process: negative regulation of Rac protein signal transduction; regulation of actin cytoskeleton organization; modification of dendritic spine.
GUGUGCGUGUUGUGAGAGUGGGUGAGUGGCCGUGGUUGAGCAGCUCCAGCAUCCUUUUAGCCGGCAGUGUGUGUGUGUGUCACACAGGGUCCUUUUUUGAGGGGGGGAAAGAUGUAACCGUGGAAAUUAACGUUUUUUUGGGGCGUGGGCACGAUGUGGCGGUGAGGACAGGAAAUGACGGCGCGUUUGGAUUUCGGGGCUCUCCCUUAGAGCCUUUUUGUUUCAAUUUCCUUUUUUCUUUUUUUUUCUUUUUUAUAGCCAGAUAAUGCGGAAUACUUGUAGGCGUUAAUUGGCGUCACCCGAGAAGAUGAAGAAGCAGUUCAACCGGAUGAGGCAGCUCGCCAACCAGACGGUGGGAAGGGCUGAAAAAACCGAGGUGUUAAGCGAGGACCUCCUACAGGUGGAAAAGCGUCUGGACCUGGUCAAACAAGUGACACACAGCACUCACAAGAAGCUGACGGCUUGCCUGCAGGGUCAGCAGGGCACUGAAGUAGAGAAGAAAUCUGUCAAGUCACCCUCAAAGAAACUACCGCUUACCAUCCUGGCACAAUGUAUGAUUGAGGGAGCUGCAGUAUUGGGGGAUGACUCCCUCCUGGGGAAGAUGCUGAAUAUGUGUGGGGAGACGGAAGAGAAGUUGGCACAGGAGCUCAUCGACUUUGAGUUCCAGAUAGAGCGGGAUGUGGUCGAGCCGCUCUACGUUCUUGCUGAGGUGGACAUUCCUAACAUACAGAAACAAAGAAAGCACUUAGCUAAGCUCGUCUUGGACAUGGACUCGGCACGUGGAAGAUACCAUCAGUCGUCCAAGUCGUCCAGCCACCCCAGCACUCUGCAGCCCGGCACCAAGUCCGAGUCGCUUCGAGAGGAGAUGGAGGAAGCAGCCACUCGGAUGGAGAUUUGCAGGGAUCAGUUGUCUGCAGAUAUGUACAGCUUUGUGGCCAAAGAAAUAGACUAUGCAAAUUAUUUCCAGACACUGAUAGAAACACAGGCGGAAUACCACAGGAAGUCAUUGGAGAUUCUUCACAACAUCCUGCCCCAAAUUAAAGCGCACCAAGAGGCGUGGGUGGAGAAGCCAUCGUUCGGCAAGUCUCUAGAGGAGCACUUGAACAUUAGCGGGAGAGAGAUCGCCUUCCCCAUUGAAGCCUGUGUCACCAUGCUGCUGGAGUGUGGCAUGCAAGAGGAGGGUCUCUUCAGAGUGGCCCCAUCAGCCUCCAAGCUGAAGAAGCUGAAAGCGUCUCUGGACUGCGGCGUUCUCGAUGUGCAGGAGUAUUCCUCCGACCCGCACGCCAUCGCAGGGGCUCUCAAAUCUUACCUCCGGGAACUCCCCGAGCCGCUGAUGACCACUGAACUUUACGACGAGUGGAUUCAGGCCUCCAACCUUCAAGAUAUGGACAAGAGACUCAAAGCAUUAAUGGCAGCCUGUGAGAAACUGCCCACAGAUAACUUGAACAACUUCAGAUAUCUCAUCAAAUUCCUAGCCAAGCUGAGCGACUAUCAGGACGCCAAUAAGAUGACGCCGGGUAACAUGGCCAUCGUCCUGGGCCCUAAUUUACUCUGGACGCACACCGAGCCAGACAUGACAGAGAUGAUGACCACGCUGUCUCUGCAGAUUGUCGGCAUCGUUGAGCCCAUCAUCCAACACGCUGACUGGUUCUUCCCUGGAGAGAUUGAAUUCAACCUGACUGGCAGCUACGGCAGCCCCAUCCACACCAACCACAACUCCAACUACAGCUCCAUGCCCUCCCCCGACAUGGAGCAGUCGGAGCGCAAGCAGCACCACCACGACCAGAGCCGGCGCCCACUCAGCGUUGCCACGGACAACAUGAUGCUGGAGUUUUACAAGAAGGACGGCAUUAGGAAAAUCCAAAGCAUGGGGGUCCGGGUCAUGGACACAUCCUGGGUGUCCCGCAAGGGCUCGUCCACACUGGCCCGCAAGACCUGCUCCACCCCUCCGGGCUUGCAAGGCCCCAGCUCCCCCGCCGACUCUCUCAUCCCCGAGCAAACCGCCGAGUUCGCCGUCUCCCCGGCCGCCACGCCGCCCCCCGGGGAAAGGAUCAGCUCAGACGUGUCGCCCAAUCGGCCGGACACCUCUCAUGCUCACGCACCCCCGGGGGAGGACCGUCCGCCCCCUCCCUACCCCUCCUCCUCCUCCUCCUCCUGCCACGCCGCCCACCACCACUUCUACCCCAAGCCCCCGCCCUGCGCUCGGCCCGUGGCCCCGGGUCCGGAGUCGCAGCCCCCGGCCUCGCCCCCGCCGCCCCAGCGCUGGUCCGGCUUCAUCCCCCCCGCCCCCCUCCCGUCCUCCUCCUCCUCCUCAUCCUCCUCCUCGCUCGACAUCAAUUCCAACCCCAAGCCCAGCUGUCUGCACUUCCCCAAGCACAGCCCGACCGGUGACGCGUCAUCAUCGCAUGCCCCCCCGCCCGACACUAACGCAUCGCCGCUCUACAUCAAAACCCCCCUGGCGCUCGCCCGCCACGAGCAGUCCCUCGUCAACCCCCCUAGCCUCCCUUCCUCCGCGCCCCCGCCCCCGCCGUGGGCCGCCUGUCCAUGUGCCAGAGAGAGAGGACUCCCCAGGCUGACUAGUUCUUUGAAGAGUAAAGAGCUCUCCCCUGUUAUUGGACACAAAGCCAUCCAAGUGGCAAGUCCCACAGUCCCCCUCAACUGCAGUCCCCAGAGCAGCACUCAGUGCCCCCACUCCACAGAGCACAGCCCUCACAACCUCCGCAAAGGUUCCAAAAAAUUGGCCCCCGUGCCUCCCAAAGUCCCUUACUGCCAAUCCGGUGUGAUGUCUGACCAGUCGACAGGCCAGCCAUCACCUGUCAGCCUUUCCCCCACCCCUCCCAGCACCCCUUCCCCUUACGGACUGGUGUGCAGUCUCGGGCAGGUUCCCCCGUCGUCCCCUGGCCAGACCCCAUUGGGGGCACCUCACUCCCUAUCAUCCCCGUCGUCCUUAACGGGUACGCUCACCAAGUCGCGACCCGCUCCAAAGCCCAGGCAGAGACCCAGCCUGCCUCCUCCGCAGCCGCCCACCGUGCCCGCCGAGUUCGCCGCCCCUGCUCCGAUGCCAGUCCCGGUUCCCCAGCCUCUGGAGCAGGGCCUGGUGGAUGGACUGUCUCCUGGGGAGAGCAUGUCUACAGAUAUCUUCAAUUACGAAAUCCCCAGCAUCAAUGUCAAUCUGGACAGCCUCAUCGACGAGUUCAGCGGCGCCCCCUGCAGGAGGUCCCCGGCCAGGGAGGUGGCUCCCGAGGACGAGCCCCAGACCACCACUCUAUGACCCCGUAAGGCUGGCCAGUUCACAGCGCCCUCCCCUCCCCCCCCCCGUGUGGCUGUCGUCGCCAUCACCGCCAAGGUCGGAAGGGAAACACCAGUUGGCCGCUCCUAUCUCCCUAAAAACAACAACAACAACAAACCCCCAACCUUAUUUGUGCUCCAAGCUGCAAAGACCCUUCUCUCUUGCAAUCCUUCACUAGAACUGAAAGAAAAAAAAACACACCAAAAUGCCACAUUAAGAGGUGAAAUCGAUGCCUUUUGGACGAAAGACUGGAAUAAUAUAUCAGAUUAAUUUAUUUUUUAUCCUGCUUUUGCUUUUUUUCAUUGGCGUUGCCGUGGUGAUGAGUGACUUUUACUUUGGUUUGCCUUAAACAGUUGUCUAGCUUUCACAGCUCAUUUUUGGUCCUCUCACUGAACAUGUUUGGUUUCUUAUAUUCACACAUGCUUCUUUUUUUUAAACACCGUUGAAUAUAAUAUGAGAAACUGAACAUUUAUGUAGAGCUUUCAUUAUAGGGAGGACUUGAGCAUGUCUUUUUAGGAGGAGAGGGUAUUUUUGUAUUCGAUAUUUAUCGGUAGUUGUUAUAAUUUUUUCCCCACUCCAAAAUAUGAAUUAUAUGAUCAUAUUUGCUGUAUUUAAUAGGAAUUAUGUGUAUUGUGUUAAAGGUGCAGUUUGCUGCGGGCUCACGUUUACAGUUUUUUUAAACCAAGAAAUAUAAUAACAGACCAACGGCAGUGAGAAGAGAUGUAAUAAGUACAUUUCUAUUAGGGUUACACGAUGUAGAC